AUGGGCAGCAGCAACUUACCUCGUCAAGAAAAAAACGAAGAUGGGACAGUGACGGUGUGUGCUGGACAGGCUGAAGCCCCGAAGAAGUUCACCGCUGCAGAACGCAAGUGGGACGUCAGGGAGAGGGAGCUGUUCGACGUUAAACAGGCAGACAAGCAAGCAGACCACAUUGCCCUGAACAAUGGAAACUGA
Gregarina niphandrodes is the source of this 192-nucleotide messenger RNA. RefSeq lists its product as hypothetical. The record is from RefSeq and is a predicted model, not a curated record. The transcript has a single exon. NCBI's taxonomy places the organism in Eukaryota, Apicomplexa, Conoidasida, Eugregarinorida, Gregarinidae. Bases 1 to 192 code for a protein of 63 amino acids.